GGACAAAGAAAAUUGCUGGUGACACAAAAACCAAGAAGAAGAGCAGGCAACAUGGGGGUUCAACAUUGGAUGAUCUUCAGCAAGCUCUCGAGGACUACCUGCCGGUCUUAUUGGGGCUCGUUCAGAAUGAUUACGCAGGGAAGCAGCUACAGAAUAUGGUUCAAUUCUCUUGGGUAAAUCAGGAGGACAGUUCAAAGGAGACAACCAUGUCAGAUUACUGGUAUGAGGUGUUAUCAGUUUUGCAUUUGUUGGCUAUGCUAUCAUUAUCACAAGCCAAUUUAUUACUUCUGCCCAAGGUGCCACCAGAUGGAUCUGUGCUCAAAGUCGCAGCAGAGUGCAGAAAAGCUUCCAUUGAUGUCUUCUUAAGGGCAGCAGGAUACUUAGAAUUUGCUGUCCAACAUGUUCUUCCACAGUUUCCCUUUGAACUCAGGAAAGAUCUACCAUUGGAUCUGACCCAAGAAGUUCUUCAAGCUCUUAGCCUGCAAGCUCUUGGCCAGGGUGUUAAUGUUCAGCUUGGAAUGGCAAUUGAUAGCCUCAAAGCUACACUAGCAGUGAAAAGGAGGCUUGCCUGUGAGAUGGUUACAUAUUUGGGUCAGGCUCAUGAGAGUAUUAUGGACCUUCCGCUAGCAAAUAGAUGGGGAGAAAAGCAUAAACUUUUUAUUGACUGGAAAUAUAUUGAAGCCAAGGCUGUUGCCUACUAUUUCCAUGGUUUAAUCCUUAAUGAAGGAAACACAGAAAAGUCCAGCGAGAUGGCUGCAGCUGCUUUACAAACAGCACAUAAGUUAGUUAGUGAAAGCAAGAAAGCCUGUGAAUCUUUUCAUAUGAUGCCUCCCAUAUCACGUAGUCCACCUCUUUGGGACACCAGCAUGUGCCUUGCUGAGAAAAUUCCAAGAGAUAUCGCAAGUAAAGUUUUCAUCAAGCAACACUUCAACAAUCAACAUAAGAUUAUGCAGGCAGCUCCAGUGUUACCAGAUUUCGUGUUGUCCCUUAAACCUGACGAGUACCGGCUUCCUCCAGUGGAUCCUUCAUGGAAUAACAAUGUACAAGCUUCAUAGAAUGUAUGUUUUCAGACAGAGAAUGUUAAGACAGGUAAUAUUCUGAAUGCCUACUGACAAUACAAGAAAGGAAAAUAAAUAUAUCAUUAUUUUCCCAAUAAACAUUCCUACCAUUCAAGCAUGUACUAUUUGCCUUUCAGCAGUAAAGUUUCCCAGGAGAUUUGUAGUGUAAAUCCCCACCAUUUAGCUAGAAAAUUUGGUUGUGUUCUAGUGGUGCUUGUUUCAGUUCUUAUUCAAUCAAUUUACUUUCUGUUAUUUGUUAAAUUUUUUCAUCAUUAUCUUAUUCAAAUGUUCUUUAAA
Molecule: messenger RNA, 1355 nt
Organism: Carica papaya (papaya)
Lineage: Eukaryota; Viridiplantae; Streptophyta; Magnoliopsida; Brassicales; Caricaceae
Source: RefSeq, a predicted model, not a curated record